This is a messenger RNA of Lodderomyces elongisporus, 2091 nucleotides long. Its product is annotated as RNA-binding snoRNP assembly protein. The record is from RefSeq and is a predicted model, not a curated record. Gene Ontology annotation, cellular component: sno(s)RNA-containing ribonucleoprotein complex. The transcript has a single exon. Gene Ontology annotation, biological process: ribosome biogenesis; pseudouridine synthesis; box H/ACA snoRNP assembly. Gene Ontology annotation, molecular function: RNA binding. Lineage: Eukaryota; Fungi; Ascomycota; Pichiomycetes; Serinales; Debaryomycetaceae. The coding region runs from base 1 to 2091 and encodes 696 amino acids.
AUGAAUCAGAACGAAACAAAAGUGAAUAUGGGCGACAGCGAGGCAAUAAAAGAUGAAAAUCAGAAUAAAGUGGAACAAGUAGCCAAUACGGAUGAAGCAAGUGAUGAACCAUACAACAUUGAAACGAAAGUGGCAUCCGAUGACAUUAGGGUGGAUCAGCACGAUGAGAGUGCCACUGUAGGUGAGGACUACGCUUCAGUAACCAAGAGUUUUGAGCCCUCAAUAAAUUCUGGGGAGACUAUGCUUUUAAAAACAGAACUAGAAAGCAAUACAGCAUCUUCAGAACAGAUUGCAACUGAUGUCAAGAUGGCGUUAGACAAUGAUAAAAACAAUGAGAUCAACACACUGCCGUCAAAAUUGGAGUUACCAGUAACAGAAGUCUCGUCUGAAGUAGCACAAGAAGAGGCACAGGAAGAGGCACAGGAAGAGGCACCAAAACAAGCACAAGAAGAAAGCUCAGUGUUGGAUGAAAUUAAUCCAAAGGAUAUUGACAAAGUGGAGGUUUAUCAUAAUUCCAGCAAAGAAGUCUUGACCAAUGACCAAAACGAGGAUACUGAAAAAAUGGUACUGAGCAACAAAGGAGAUACACCCCUUACAAAAGAAAUUACUACAGAGCUAUCAGAUGAAGAAAUCGAUGUAGGAGAUGUCUCAAGUGAUAGUGAUAACGAAAGCCCAAGUUCAACUAACUCUUCUGACGAAGACGAUUCUGACUCCUCUAAUGACGAUGACGAUGACGAUGACGAUGACGAUGAUGACGAUGAUGAUGAUGACGAUGAUGCUGAUGCUGAUGAGGUGGGAACUAAAAAAAGUGGUUCUCUUGUUGUUGAUGAUAUUGACGAUGAAGAAGGUGAUAUCAUUGAUGGUCCAAUAAAAUCUGUCAAUGAAGUUGAAGAGAAAGCGCCAUCAUUACCAGAGGAUUAUACCGUUCCUGAAAAUGCACCCAUAGAAGUUAUCGGAAAAAUUACAGGUAUUGUUGAUAGAACAGUGAUUGUUAAAGCCUUCACGUCGGGAGAAUUCAGAAUAUUAAAAGAAGGUUCAAUUUUUUGUUUUGAGGAUCGAAAACCAAUUGGUCCUUUAUUUGAGAUAUUUGGACGUGUACAGCAACCAGUUUAUAGUAUUAAGUUCAACACGGAUGAGGAAUUUGAGAGGUUUAAAAAUAGCAAAGGUAAAAACGUCUACUACGUGAUUCCAGACUCCCAAUUCUUAUACACUGAUACCAUUAAACAUAUCAAGGGCACAGAUGCUAGUAAUUGUCACGAUGAAGAGUUACCAGAAGAAGAACAAGAAUUUUCAGAUGAUGAGAGUGAGUUGGCGGCUAAACAAGCCAAAAAGAAGAAAAGAAAGGGCAAGGAUGGCAAUAGCCAGGUAGGUGGUAACAAAAGAGAGUCGCACAAUCAGCAGCACCAUUUUGAAAAGAAACAACGAGUACACUCAAACCAUCCAGCACAACAUUUUGGUUCAAACUCUACAGCAUAUGUACCAAGAUCACAGCAAGCUCCUCGCAAUCAACUUCGAGGACAAACGCAAUCACAAUACCAAUCUCGUAGCUUUACAUCUAAUCUGCUUCCGCAAGUCCCACAAGUCCCACAAGUCCCACAAGUUUCGCAAGUUCCCCAAAUACCUCAAGUACCUCAAGUGCCACCGCAAUACAAUUUCAACCCCCCAACUGGCCAUCAAGACAAUAGAGCACAAUAUUCGAGCCCGCAACAAACUCAAAUGUAUUACACGCAAGCUCAUCAGUAUAAUACACCUUAUGGUGCACCAACUCAGAUACCACCUUAUAAUCAAAUGUCGCCAAAUUCUAGCCAGUUUCCGCAAAACCAAGCACAAUCGCACUUUCAUGCUACUGGCUCUGUACCAUAUGCGGUACCCACUUAUCCACAGUCUCAACAACCUCAACAGUUUCAACAAUCGCAACAGCAGUCAUCAAUUCAGCAACCACAACAAUUUUUUCCAAGUCAUGCCUCAAACACUUCAGGUGUGGAUCCAAAUCAAUUAGCGUACUUGCAAAGUUUAUUAAUGAAACAAAUGCAAGGCAAUCAACAACCGUACCAAUAUCAAAAUAACUCACAACAGAGACCACCCCAAUAA